ACCCUGACAGCUGCAGAUAAAGUUUUUGGAUGUGAAAUUUGUGAUAAAAUAUUUUCAGAUAGAUCUACUGUAGGAAAACAUUUAUUUACUCAUUCAAAAGAAAAACCAUAUGUUUGUACAAAAUGCCCCGAGAGAUUUUCACAGGCAGUUAACUUAAAGCACCAUUUAUUAAUUCAUACCAUUAAAAAAACUUAUGUUUGUGAAAUAUGUAGCAAAGCUUUCUCACAAAUAGCUACUUUAAGAUCUCAUAUGAUCUCACAUUCAGAUGAAAAGCCCUAUGCAUGUAAAGUCUGUGGUAAAACAUUUUCCAGAAAAAAUGUGUUAAGGCCUCAUGAACUUUCACAUGUAAAAGAAAAGCCUUUUGCAUGCAAUUUAUGCAAUAAAACUUUUGUUCAGAAAGGUAUUUUAAAUAAGCAUUUGAGGUCACAUGAGAAACUAUAUGAGUGUGAAAUAUGUGACAAAAGAUUUUGUUUCAGAAACAGAUUAAAAAGACAUUUACGUACUCAUGCAUGUAAAGUAUGUGGUAAAAUACCUUCUGAUAAAAAUACAUUCAAAGAGCAUUUAAUUUCACAUCCUUUAGAGAUAUCUAGUGUUUGUAAUGAAGUACCUUCUGGGGAUUCUAUCUUAGAAGAAGGUUUGCUUAUAGAUAAAAAACCUCACAUGGAUCCUUCCGUAGAAGAAGGUUUGCUUAUAGAUAAAAAACCUCACAUGGAUUCUUCCUUAGAAGAAGGUUUGCUUAUAGAUAGAAAACCUCACAUUGAUUCUUCCUUAGAAGAAUGUUCGCUUAUAGAUAAAAAACCUCACAUGUGAAAUCUGUGGGAAGAUAUUUUAUCUCAAAGGCAACUUUAAAAAGCAUAUGUGCAUACAUGCAAAAGAAAAACCUUUUAUAUGUUCUGUUUGUACAAAACUUUUUUCUCAGGAAACCAGUUUAAAAACACAUUUGUUGAUACAU
This is a messenger RNA of Argiope bruennichi, 952 nucleotides long. RefSeq names its product gastrula zinc finger protein XlCGF7.1-like. Gene Ontology annotation, molecular function: RNA polymerase II cis-regulatory region sequence-specific DNA binding; DNA-binding transcription factor activity. Gene Ontology annotation, biological process: regulation of transcription by RNA polymerase II. The transcript has a single exon. The annotation marks the transcript as partial. NCBI's taxonomy places the organism in Eukaryota, Metazoa, Arthropoda, Arachnida, Araneae, Araneidae. The record is from RefSeq and is a predicted model, not a curated record.